Messenger RNA from Xylaria bambusicola, 1551 nucleotides. RefSeq names its product cytochrome P450 monooxygenase. The transcript has 6 exons. The record is from RefSeq and is a predicted model, not a curated record. NCBI's taxonomy places the organism in Eukaryota, Fungi, Ascomycota, Sordariomycetes, Xylariales, Xylariaceae. Gene Ontology annotation, molecular function: monooxygenase activity; iron ion binding; heme binding. The coding region runs from base 1 to 1551 and encodes 516 amino acids.
AUGUCGCUGAGCGGUAUGAUGUCAAAUUUGUCCUCUCAGGAGUCUCCGCUUCCGUGGGGAGUUGAUUUAUCAGACAACUUCCCCCUCAAAUACACCAUCAGCAUCUUUCUUCUUCUUUUUUGUUCUCUAUGGGCGUUAUCAACGCAGAGGUCCAAGUCUAGGCUCAUUCCUGGCGUCUAUAUCGUUGGAGGACAGAGUGAGAUUAAAGCGACGUCGCAGAGAUUUCGAGACGAGUCUAAGACGCUCAUCCACGAUGGGUACAGCCAUACGGAUGGAAAGGAGCCCUUCUACGUUCCUUCGAACCUAGGCCCUCGCUUGAUCAUACCCACGCGCUAUAUGGAAGAGCUCAAAUCAGCUCCUAUUCAACAAGUUGACUUCAUAGGCACAGUUCAUGAGAUGUUCGAGUAUCAAUACACAGGCGUUGUUCAUCCUUCUCGCAUGGUUCCGAGCACUCUGGUCUCGCAUCUUACACCCCGCCUGCCCAGUAUUAUGCCCGAAGUGCAAGAUGAAAUGAAAAUUGCUAUUAGUGAAGAAUUUCCUCCCUGUGAUGACUGGACUGAGGUGAAUAUCAUGGAGGUUAUGACUCGGGUCAUUACGCGCGCAACUAGUCGCAUGGCUGGCGGCAAAACUCUAAGUCAAGACAGAGAAUGGAUUACGGCGGCUAUAAGUUACGCUGUCUGGGCUUUCACGGCAGCUCAAAAGAUCAAAAAAGUCCCGACGCCGCUGCGGCGCUUAGUUGGACCUCUUUUAUCGGAGGUUCGCAAAGAAAUUCCAUGGUCCUUUUCGGUGGCUGCCCGUGCGGCAGUCCCGCUACUCGAGCAUCGAAAAGAAACUGGCGAGCAAGCAAACGACUUUUUACAGUUUCUCAAGGAUACAGCCAAGGGUGAUGAAAAGGAAAACAAAUUCAUCUCGCAUCUCCUGGUCAUGGUGGCGUUUGCAUCAAUACAUACGAGUGUCGCCACAAUUGGCUCUUUGAUCUUUGAUCUAUGCCAGUAUCCCCAACUAGUAGAGAUGAUUCGGGGCGAAUACGAGGGCAUCGUAGACCAGAAUGGCAAUAUCCCUAAGGGUGGAUUUGCUAAGCUAGUCAAGAUGGACAGCAUAAUGAAAGAGAGCCAAAGACUCAACCCCAUCACGCUCUUGACCUUUGAGCGCAUUAUUCACCAAGAAAGAACCCUGAAAGACGGGUUCACAAUCCCAGCCGGCACUCAAAUAGGAGUUCCUAAUUACGAAAUCGCUAUGGACCCCCGAAUUUACCCGAACCCUGAAGAGUUUGACCCCUUACGUUUCGAGAAGUUGCGUCAAGAUCCAGCCUGGGCGAACAAGUCGCAGUUUGUCUCUAGCAACCCCGAUAGCAUGUCAUUCGGCUACGGCCGCCAUGCAUGUCCUGGGCGUCAGUUUAUGGAUCAAGAGUUCAAGUCUUUUCUAGUCAAACUCCUUAGCACAUUCGACCUAAAGUUCAAGGAUGGCCAAAGCCGAGUGCCAAAUUCUCCGCUCGAGUCGCAGUAUUUACUCCAUCAUGUGAGCAUUCUUCUAAAGCGGCGCAAGUUGUGA